Molecule: messenger RNA, 954 nt
Organism: Diaporthe citri
Lineage: Eukaryota; Fungi; Ascomycota; Sordariomycetes; Diaporthales; Diaporthaceae
Exons: 2
Coding region: 1-954 (317 amino acids)
Source: RefSeq, a predicted model, not a curated record
AUGACCGUGUCCUCGCAUACCUCGGGCGGCCUGACCGCCAGCCAAGUCGACUCCUUCAACCGCAACGGCUACCUCAUCAUCGAGGACGCCCUCUCAGCGUCCACCGUGCAGUCCCUGCUGGACGAGACAAACUCCCUACUAACCAACCUCAGCCUCGCCGACCACCCAAUGACCAAGUUCAGCACGGGUGGCGAGGACGGGCAGGACCACGUGGGCGACGACUACUUCCUGACGUCAGGCGACAAGAUCCGCUUCUUCUUCGAGGAGGACGCCUUCGACCCCCAGGGAAAACUGACCAAGCCCAAGGAGAGGGCCAUCAACAAGAUCGGCCACUACCUGCACGCGCUCAGCCCGCCCUUCGCAAAGCUGCUGGGCGGGGACAAGGGCGCCGCCUCCGAGGCCGUCCCCGCCGAGAUCGCGAGGUCGCUGGGCUUCGCCGACCCCAGGUGCCUGCAGAGCAUGGUCAUCUGCAAGCAGCCUGAGAUCGGGGGCGCCGUCCCGCCGCACCAGGAUAGCACCUUCCUGUACACGAACCCGCCGAGCGCCGUCGGGUUCUGGUACGCGCUUGAGGACGCGACGCUGGAGAAUGGUUGUCUGAGCUUCCUGCCCGGCUCACACAAGUGGGCUCCCAUCUCAAAACGACUCGUCCGCAAGGCAGGAAAUGCCGGAACAGAGAUGGCCACUAACGAGGGGCCGAGAUUCCCUCCUGGCGAGGAGUAUGGCGAGAGGGCGGACACGCCGGCCAGGGAUGAGGACUACAUCCCUGGAGAGGUCAAGGCUGGGUCGCUGGUGCUCAUCCACGGCAACAUCCUCCACAAGAGCGAGAAGAACCUCAGCCAGAAGGGCAGGAUUAUCUACACUUUCCACAUCAUCGAGGGAGGGUCAGAAAGGCCGUACGACGAGAAGAACUGGCUGCAGCCACCGGCAGAGGGCUUCACGAAGCUGUACUCUUGA